Messenger RNA from Hibiscus syriacus, 530 nucleotides. Its product is annotated as 40S ribosomal protein S23. The coding region runs from base 98 to 526 and encodes 142 amino acids. The transcript has 4 exons. Lineage: Eukaryota; Viridiplantae; Streptophyta; Magnoliopsida; Malvales; Malvaceae. The record is from RefSeq and is a predicted model, not a curated record. Gene Ontology annotation, molecular function: structural constituent of ribosome. Gene Ontology annotation, cellular component: ribosome; cytosolic small ribosomal subunit. Gene Ontology annotation, biological process: translation.
AGCUUGAAGGUUUAAGCUCGGCGGCUGUGGUUCCUUCUUGUUUUCUCUUCCAGUCUCUUUGAACCCUCCUUCCACUGAAAAGAACCACUCAGCCAACAUGGGGAAGACGCGGGGUAUGGGAGCCGGACGCAAGCUGAGGACCCACCGUAGGAGGCAGAGGUGGGCCGAUAAAGCCUACAAAAAAUCCAACCUUGGAAAUGAAUGGAAGAAGCCAUUUGCUGGUUCUUCCCAUGCCAAAGGCAUUGUCCUUGAGAAGAUUGGUAUCGAAGCUAAGCAGCCGAACUCUGCUAUCCGAAAGUGUGCCAGAGUUCAACUGAUCAAGAAUGGAAAAAAGAUUGCCGCAUUCGUUCCGAACGACGGUUGCUUAAACUACAUCGAAGAGAAUGAUGAGGUGUUGAUUGCUGGAUUCGGGCGAAAGGGCCAUGCUGUCGGUGAUAUCCCCGGUGUUAGGUUCAAGGUUGUGAAGGUCUCCGGUGUUUCGCUGUUGGCACUCUUCAAAGAGAAGAAAGAGAAGCCUAGAUCUUAAGAUG